AUGGAUGAAUCAACAGACUCUCAAGCUCCUCAGCCGAACAGGCCUGCAGCGCAGCGUCCAAGGCGACCAAGAGCUGCACGCGCGUGCGAUCUCUGUCGGUCCAAGAAGUACAAGUGCGAUGAAUCUUAUCCCUGUUCAUAUUGCCAAAGCCGCAAUGUUGAAUGCGUGUACAAAGGCCAGGACAUGUCGCGUAUGCGCAUGACAUCAAGCUAUGUAAGACAAUUGGAAGAGCAGGUCAAAAGCCUCUCUAGCAUUGUAGAGAAUUAUGAGAAGGCAGCGACCGAUGGACCAAGCAACAGUCCCGACGGGAUAGCGAUGAAUGCUUCUUCGUUACCCAUAGCUCAGCAUCCCUCGAUAAUGGAGGCCUUUCCUACGCCGAAUAGUAUUUCGUCAUGGCAUACCAGAGAACAAGAGGUCUCUGGCAUGAACACUCACACAAGAGAUGUCGAGUUCUACGGUAGUUCUUCAUCCGUUGCUCUUCUGUCUCAUGUUCGGCGAACUGGAGAGGAGGACAACGAUGACGAUGAUGCGGGCGCACUUCUCUCCUCGUUGCAUAAUCCCCACUUUGAUCCAAGUGAAUCACAAGAUACCCAGCGAGGGAGAAAGGGUACUGAAGAGUCUGAUCAGUCACCAUGGUAUCUACAAUGCCGCAGCUUCAUAGACGGCUUCUUCUCCGCGAUCCACUACAUACACCCGAUCCUAGACAAGACUUCGUUCGUGCAUCGCUGCGAAUACUUGUGGGCGGGUGAAGGACCGGAGAAUAAGAGGAUUACAAGUUUUGUUGCCUUAUACUACAGCAUCUUAUCCAUUGGCGCAUUGGUUGGAACGAGAGAGGAUGAGCUUAUCGAUGGAAUGACGAAUCUGGCCUGGAGCCGGAAGUUCUUUGAUCGAGCUAAGGAUUGUUGUAAUAGGCUGGGCAUGGUGACUGACCUAGACAUGGUCCAGUGCUAUUUUAUUCUGGCCAAAGUCUGCCAGAACGAACUGCAUCCACACUUAUCAUAUAUGUACGUCGGCCUUGCCAUAAGAACCGCUUUGGCAAUGGGCAUAAAUCGCGAGCCCGGGCCCAAUAGUAAGAAACCGCCAGCUGUACUGAGAGCAGAGACACGGACAUGGUGGGGACUAUACUCCUUAGAAACUGAAAUGUCUUUCGCCAUGGGCAGACCAGAUACUUUAGGAGCAGAUCUGUACCAUAACCGACGAUUCCCCCGUAUAAGUAACGGCGAGAACGAAACAGGGAUGGAUUCUGAGAUGUCCGAACAUCCUUGUUGCGCCAUCAUCGAGCACAUGGUGCAUUUCUCCAAGAUCACAAGAAACAUCUGCCUUAGUAUUUACCUGCCUGAAACGACGAUACCGAUGAUGGUAGCAAUGGCUGGCCAAAUCGAGAGGGACCUGGAGGCGUGGACACAAAAGCUUCCGGAGGCUAUACGGCCGAUGGGAUCACCGACUCAGGUACCGUCUUUGAGAGGGGUCAGGGAUGUCCAGUGGGUGAAGCGGCAGCGGCUUGUGUUGAACUUGAGAUAUCACAAUCUCAGGAUCCUGCUUUUUGGGUCUUUUCUCCUGAGGUCAACGGCACAGGAGAGGGCGACUAUGAGUGACACAAAAACCGGCAUUCAAAAGUGCCUUGAAUCCGCAAAGCAAACGAUUGAAACCAUAUAUCAAACGUAUCAGCACAGUGACUUCUUCCGAACAUGGUUCUACAACACGACAUACACUGUUUUCGCUGCCAGCAUCAUACUGGUGUACAUGACGCAAGACGCAGUCGAGAGCGAGAUGCAACCUUUACUUCGCCUAGUCGACAUGGCGAUCGAGAUACUUAUGAUCAUGGAUGAAUGCGUUGUUGCGCUACAAGCAGCUAAGCUAUUACAAGGAGCGAGAGAAAAGGCCACACAGAAGUCGUCUCAAGUUGCGGUAGCUGCAAAUCCAGGGACGUCUUGGCCUGAUGGGAUGGUGUACUUGAAUCACUACUGGGGACCACUGAAUCUACUCGACGGAGAGUUGGAUCAGAACCUCGAUAUGUCGUCGAUAGACUUUGACGCUGCGAGCUUGUUUAUGUCGAUGCCUCAUUAG
Messenger RNA from Fusarium tjaetaba, 2067 nucleotides. RefSeq names its product C6 transcription factor. Gene Ontology annotation, molecular function: RNA polymerase II cis-regulatory region sequence-specific DNA binding; zinc ion binding; DNA-binding transcription factor activity, RNA polymerase II-specific. The transcript has 9 exons. Lineage: Eukaryota; Fungi; Ascomycota; Sordariomycetes; Hypocreales; Nectriaceae. Gene Ontology annotation, biological process: DNA-templated transcription; positive regulation of transcription from RNA polymerase II promoter by galactose. The record is from RefSeq and is a predicted model, not a curated record. Gene Ontology annotation, cellular component: nucleus. Bases 1 to 2067 code for a protein of 688 amino acids.